This is a messenger RNA of Cutaneotrichosporon oleaginosum, 1254 nucleotides long. RefSeq lists its product as uncharacterized. The record is from RefSeq and is a predicted model, not a curated record. Lineage: Eukaryota; Fungi; Basidiomycota; Tremellomycetes; Trichosporonales; Trichosporonaceae.
AUGUCUGCUGCCAUUCCUGAUCCGCAUGUCGCGACGUCCGGUGCAUCCGAUCGGGGGUCGGGGGCCUUUGGUGCUGGUGCUGCAGAGGAUGGACAAUGUAUCUCGCCACUCGCAUUCUCCACAUCCACAUCCAUGGCGCCGUUCCAGGACCCCGACGUAGUGUAUAUCCCGCUGCCGCAGUACGAUGCUGCGGCGGACGCGUACGUCUUGCCGAGCUACACCACCUCUCCCGACGGCGACGGCCCAGAACCCCCCGACGGCAACGGCGACGGCGACACACACGCCAGCCCCGCGCUCCACCACGCCAACCUCAAGCGGCAGUACGCCUCCGUGCCCGCGGGCAUGGUGGGCAUCCCCGGCUGCGUGACGCGCUGCAUGGUGUCUGCGAACGCGGGGUUUUGCGCAAGUAACCAAGAUUACCUCUGUCUCUGCAGCAACCACGCGUACCAAGGCGCUGUGACGCAAUGCUGGGCAAUGCGGUGCAACGCGACGUCGUUCGACCUCGCGCUCUCCUACGCCUCGGCGGCAUGCACGGCGAUCGGGGCCAAGAUCGACCCCGGGUCCAACGGGGCCUCGACGAACCUCACUAUGCGGCCCGUCGUCUUCUCCCGCGCCGCCUUCAACAUCCAAGCUGUGAUGUCCUCCCUGUGCAGCUUCGUCCUCCUCUGCGCGAUCGGGCUCGGCAUCCUCUCCUGCCGCUCGCAGGCGCGCCGGCAAGCCAUGAUGUCCAGCACGGCGUGGAGCCACGCAACCAACCCGCCCACCGCCAAGAGCCGGGUCUCGCGCGUGCCCCGCUCCUACUUCCCGGGGCGGGAGCACGGGCAGGUCUCGACGAUCGAUAUCGGGUCCUCGGUCGACUUUGAAGAGAUGUUCGGGCAGCCGAUGCAGCCGCGCCGCCAGCCGCGCUUCACGAACCGGCUGCCGCACGAGCGGCCGUUUACGAACCGCCUCCCGCCGGAGGAGUGGGAGAUGGAGGCCAGCGGGAGAGGGAGCGGGACGCAGGACGAGAAGCGCAGCGAGCACAGCACGUCGAGCAAGGUCACGGAGCUUACGGGCGGUGGACAAGGCAGUAGUGUCGUGCACCUCAACCCCGCCACGCCGAGCACCGUGUACAUGGUGACUUCUAAUAGCUCGGCGUCACUCCAACGCGACGCGACGCUUGAUACCCCACCGCCGAUCCAGCGACCUCAAUCUGCUCCGCCCAGCCCCAGGAGCCCCCACACCUACUCCCCACAGGCGGCGCACGCCCAAUAG